Molecule: messenger RNA, 747 nt
Organism: Gilbertella persicaria
Lineage: Eukaryota; Fungi; Mucoromycota; Mucoromycetes; Mucorales; Choanephoraceae
Exons: 3
Coding region: 81-704 (207 amino acids)
Molecular function (GO): protein binding
Source: RefSeq, a predicted model, not a curated record
GCAAUUGCUUUUCUGAUUCUAUUGAUUCAACCAAACAUCAUAUAGCAACUGAACAAGUGCAAAGUAGACCAUUUAAACGAAUGGGAUUGAUCUGGACUUCAGAUAAACCAUUGACACAGACAGAAUUAGAACAAAAACGACUUGUGUAUUGGGAAACAGCACCUACAUUUGGUGGACGCAUGGAAAUAUGGCAGGCACUACAAGCUGCUUUUUCAGAAAAUGAUGUUCGGUUGGCUAGAUCGAUUUUAGAAGCUGCUCAUGUCAUUUUACCCAAUGGUAAUCCAUGCGACGGUUGUUUUGAUGAACUAGGCUGUGCUUAUCAAGUUCCAGUGUAUUGCAUUGUACCUCCUACGAAUUUGAUACCAGACACAUGGAGACAAGCCAGUCUGUCCAUUCGAGUGCCUGCACCGAAUUGUGAUCAAGACCCGUUUCCUAUCACUGUACGAUUAUCCAAUCACCAAGAUAAGAAGGUGACCAUCAGUUCCACUUGUGAAACAGUCGGUUCACUUAAAACGCGUGUGUUUGAUAUAGACGCGUCAAUGACAGAUAAGACACACAGAUUACGCUUUAUUUAUUUAGGUAGGAUGCUUCAAGAUAAUAUGUUGAUUGAAUGUCAUUCAAAAGAAACAGAGUCUUUUGUUUAUUCUGAUCAUCUACAAUUAACACCCGAAAGUAUCAUUCAAUGUAUUGUCACUCAAAAAUAAAACACGCGUAGAAAAAAAAAAAAAAGAAACGCGACAUGUAACC